Molecule: messenger RNA, 1795 nt
Organism: Nymphaea colorata (pocket water lily)
Lineage: Eukaryota; Viridiplantae; Streptophyta; Magnoliopsida; Nymphaeales; Nymphaeaceae
Product: oxysterol-binding protein-related protein 3A-like
Exons: 10
Coding region: 257-1615 (452 amino acids)
Cellular component (GO): cytosol; intracellular membrane-bounded organelle; membrane
Molecular function (GO): sterol binding
Source: RefSeq, a predicted model, not a curated record
CGGCUUCGAACAUCCAAAGCGCCAUAGCAAACGCUCGCUCUCUCCACUAUUAAAUUCUCUUUGACCGCUUCCAUUCCCUCCAGAGUUCUUGUCGGGGGUUUCUUCCCGAGCAAGCAUCUCUCUCGGUCUCUCUUCCGAGCCGGAAUUCCCUGUUUUGUUCAUCUCUCCGGGACGUCUCGUUCUCUGUCUCUUCUUCUGUCGUCGUCAUCUUCUUCGAUCCUCGGGGGCGAAGGGAUCCAGGGCUUCGGCGAUCGGGAUGGCGUCGAAGGACCAGAAAGGCUUCUUCGCCUCGAUCGCGUCCAGCAUCUCGAAUUUCGGCAGUGCGAUGCACAAAUCCGUCAACGGGUUGCUUGGGUACGAAGGUCUAGAAGUUAUAAAUCCUGAAGGCGGUACUGAAGAUGCAGAGGAGGAAGCUCAGAGAGGGAGAUGGAAACAAGAGGAACGAGAUGGCUACUGGAAGAUGAUGCAAAAAUAUAUUGGUUCAGAUGUUACGUCAAUGGUAACACUUCCAGUUAUCAUCUUUGAGCCAAUGACCAUGCUUCAGAAAAUGGCAGAGUUAAUGGAAUAUUCCAGCUUGUUAGAUCAUGCAGAUGAAUGUGAAGACCCUUACAUGCGACUGGUCUAUGCUUCAUCAUGGGCAAUUUCUGUAUACUUUGCAUAUCAACGAACGUGGAAGCCUUUCAACCCCAUCCUUGGAGAGACUUAUGAGAUGGUUAAUCAUGGCGGAAUUACAUUUUUGGCAGAGCAGGUAAGUCAUCAUCCUCCCAUGAGUGCUGGCCAUGCUGAAAAUGAACAUUUCACAUAUGAUGUAACAUCCAAGCUGAAAACGAAAUUCCUUGGGAACUCAGUAGAUGUUUACCCUGUUGGAAGAACACGUGUAUCUCUAAAAAAGGCAGGAGUUAUUCUAGAUCUGGUGCCCCCUCCAACGAAAGUUAACAAUCUCAUAUUUGGGCGCACUUGGGUCGAUUCUCCGGGAGAGAUGAUCAUGACAAACUUAACCACUGGGGACAAAGCUGUGCUUUAUUUUCAACCAUGCGGCUGGUUUGGAGCUGGUCGCUAUGAAGUGGAUGGGUAUGUUUAUAAUUCUGAGGAGGAACCUAAAAUUUUGAUGACUGGGAAAUGGAAUGAAUCCAUGAGUUAUCAGCCUUGUGACCUAGAAGGGGAGCCUCUUCCUAGCACAGAACUGAAAGAGGUAUGGAGGGUUGCAGAUGUGCCGGAGAACGACAAAUUUCAGUACACAUAUUUUGCACACAGGAUUAAUAGCUUUGACACUGCUCCGAAGAAUUUGCUUGCAUCAGACUCUCGAUUGCGUCCUGAUAGAUAUGCUCUUGAAAUGGGUGAUUUGUCAAAAUCUGGUUCAGAGAAGAGCAGUUUGGAAGAUAGGCAGAGAGCUGAAAAGAGGAAGAGAGAGGCUAACGGUGACAAAUUUACGCCAAAAUGGUUCAAUGUAGCCGGAGAAGUUACUCAGACCCCUUGGGGAGAGCUAGAAAUUUAUGAAUACAACGGGAAGUACACAGAACAUCGGGCUGCAGUUGAGAACUCAAGCAGCACUGUUGAAGUUGAUGUCAAGUCGAUAGACUUCAACCCAUGGCAGUACGAUAGUUUGUGCGCUUGACCGAUGCAUUUGUUAUUUCGUUUGUACGUCUUUUAAAUUUUUCCUCGCACCUGUUGGUCUUCAUUUUUUUUCCUUAUAUUUUUUUGGGUUGUUGGCAUAUGUUUGUCGAUGACAUUUUUAGAUGUUGAAAUAUGUAGAUGAAAUUGAGCUCCUAUUUAUAUAUCAAUCACUUUUAGGUCC